This is a messenger RNA of Oncorhynchus keta (chum salmon), 1620 nucleotides long. It is a transcript of the gene cdcp2, whose product is annotated as CUB domain containing protein 2. The annotation marks the transcript as partial. The transcript has 6 exons. Lineage: Eukaryota; Metazoa; Chordata; Actinopteri; Salmoniformes; Salmonidae. The record is from RefSeq and is a predicted model, not a curated record.
CUUAUAUUUCACCAAGGGGUGAAAUGUGGUGGGAUCCUCUCUGCCUCUUCCGGCAACAUCUCCAGCCCCAACUACCCAGGUCUGUACCCGUACAACAUGGAGUGUGUGUGGCUGAUUGUAGUGGCCGAGGGGUCCUCGGUCCUGCUCACCUUCCACGACUUUGAGUUGGAGUAUCACGUCACCUGCUCCUAUGACCACAUCAAGAUCUAUAACGGUGUAUCCGAGGAUGAGGGGAACCUGCUGGGGACGUUCUGUGGUGUCAUGUCCCCUCCUCAGUUCACCUCCUCCUGGAAUGUUAUGUCGAUCAUUUUCCACUCCGAUCGUCAUGUGACUCACAGAGGCUUCUCUGUGAGCUACAGGAAAGACAUGUGUGGUGGGGUCCUAACCGGUCUGUCUGGCAUCAUCUCCAGCCCCGGCUACAGUCCAGAUACCCAGUACAGCAACAACGCCGACUGUUCCUGGACGGUCCAUGUAUCCAACCGCAGCGUGGUCAGUCUGGUCUUCCUCGACUUCCAGCUGGAGAACAACGAGGGCUGUAAUUUUGACUUCGUGGCUCUCUUCGACGGCCCCACAGUCACCCACAGACACCUGGGGAACUACUGUGGAGGGGAGACACCUCCGAAAAUUGUUACUACCUCCAACCAGCUGCUGGUGGUGUUCAAGUCUGACUUCAACAUCGGGGGACGAGGGUUCAAGGCUUACUACUACUCAGGUGAAUGCCAGCAGGUGCUGUCUGUACCAAGUGCGGAUUUCACCAGCCCCCACUACCCUAACAUCUACCCAAACAACAUCAACUGUCACUGGACCAUCAACCUGGCCAGGGGCUACCGCAUCAAACUGUUCUUCAACGCUAUGGAGCUGGAGGACAGGAACAGCCUAUCAGACGAGUGUGACUAUGACUCAGUAGCAGUGCAUGAUGGGAGCAGGGAGACAGCCCCGUUGCUAGGGCGAUGGUGUGGCUCGGAACAACCCGGGUCUUUGAUCUCUAAGAGCAACAACAUGCUGGUGGUCCUCAGUACAGACAGGAACUAUGCUUAUAAAGGGUUCUCUGCUUCCUAUGUUGGAGUGGUACCAGUUAACAUCAGCUGUACGAGGACAGAGUUUACCAUCCACAUCUCCCAGCAGUCACUGCCUGGGCUGGAACGUGAGAGUAUCUAUCUGGGGGACCGCUCAUGUCCCGCCCAGCUGACACCUACCACCUAUAAGAUACUGGCACGUUUUGAAAAAUGUGGCACUGCAGGCCAGCCACGGCGUAACAUCACUAUGCUGGUGAACACGCUCUACAUCGACUUCUCCGACGGGAAGGGGAGGAGCAUCCAGGAGUACGAGGUACAGUGCGAUGCCCAGCGCAAGAUGGCCACCAUUCACAUUGUCUCAGCCGAGGAGCGCCAGAGGAUGAACGAGCUGGCCCGACGCCAAGCAGAGGGGUCUGGGGGAGGGGGAGGGAAGGAGGCAGACCCAGAGCCUCAUGACCCCAGUGAUAUAGUGUUUAUUAGCAUCUGUGUGCUGGCUGUUGUACUGAUGGUGAUCGCUGUAAUCUGGCUGGUACUGCUUUAGUAGAGAUGGGGGUACGAGGAGGGAGAAGAGGGCAGAGGUGGGCGACGCAGUCUGUGAGCCAGG